Messenger RNA from Durotheca rogersii, 2871 nucleotides. RefSeq names its product Na+/solute symporter. Gene Ontology annotation, molecular function: putrescine transmembrane transporter activity; urea transmembrane transporter activity; spermidine transmembrane transporter activity. The transcript has 6 exons. Gene Ontology annotation, cellular component: plasma membrane. Gene Ontology annotation, biological process: putrescine transport; spermidine transport; urea transmembrane transport. NCBI's taxonomy places the organism in Eukaryota, Fungi, Ascomycota, Sordariomycetes, Xylariales, Xylariaceae. The record is from RefSeq and is a predicted model, not a curated record. Bases 317 to 2377 code for a protein of 686 amino acids.
GGGGGAACAAAUCGGUUCACUUACAAAGGAGCAUGAUAUCGGGACGCCAUCCAAGCCCGGGGUACGCAUGGGGAGAGCUUCGAGGGCCUAGCUGCUGAUAAGGGAAUGUCUUAUACAUUUAAAACAUACAUACAUACCUCACACAUACGCGUAUAUCUUGUUGAAGAUCGAUCCGCGAAGCUGGCAGAUUUAUCUAAUGUAUAUAAUGUUGUACCUACCCCUUAGCAUUGGCCCUCUUUUUGCCCGCUCUCUGUCUGACGAACUUGUUGCACACUGAUAUCGCAACCUCCGGCCUCCGCUGCAGCAGACAGGCGUCAUGGAAGCCGUCCAAAUCGCCGCGCCCCUCGACCAGGGCGUCGGCUAUGGCAUCGUUCUCGGUCUGGGCUUUGCCUUCGCCCUCGGAAUGAUUCUAGUCACCUUCAUCCUGAAGCGAUACAACUCGGAGCUCCAGACAUCCGAGAUGUUCAACACCGCCGGCCGCACGGUGAAGAGCGGGCUGGUCGGGUCUGCCGUUGUGUCUUCGUGGACCUGGGCGGCCACACUUCUACAGAGCACCGGCGUCUGCUACCGAUACGGCGUUUCCGGCCCGUUUUGGUACGCGUCGGGGGCCACCGUCCAGAUCCUGCUCUUUGCAACUCUCGCCAUCGAGCUGAAGAGGCGGGCCCCUAACGCCCACACCUUCCUCGAAGUAAUCAAAGCUCGUUACGGAACGAUCCCUCAUGUCGUCUUCAUGGUCUUCGGCCUCGCGACCAACAUCCUCGUCAGUCUCAUGCUGGUCGUCGGCGGUUCCGCGACCGUCAGCGCGCUCACCGGGAUGCACACGAUCGCGGCCAUCUACCUCCUGCCCGUCGGCGUCAUGGCGUACACCAUGGUGGGCGGCCUGAAGGCGACGAUCCUGACGGACUGGAUCCACACGCUGAUCCUGCUGAUCAUCAUCAUCGUCUUCGCGCUGACGGCGUACGCGUCGUCGGACCAGCUCGGCUCGCCGGCAGCGGUGUACGACCUGCUCGUCGAGGCGGCGCUGCGCCACCCCGUCGAGGGCAACGUGCAGGGCAGCUACCUGACGAUGCGCUCGCGCGAGGGCGCCGUCUUCUUCGUCAUCAACAUCGUCGGCAACUUCGGCACCGUCUUCCUCGACAACGGCUACUACAACAAGGCCAUCGCCGCCUCGCCCGUCCACGCCCUGCCCGGCUACAUCAUCGGCGGGCUCAGCUGGUUCGCCAUCCCGUGGCUCACUGCCACGACUAUGGGCCUGUCCGCGCUCGCGCUCGAGAACACGCCCGCCUUCCCCACCUACCCGGCCCGCAUGUCCGACGCCGACGUGUCGGCCGGCCUCGUGCUGCCGUACGCGGCCGUCGCCCUGCUCGGCAAGGGCGGCGCCGUCGCGACGCUGCUCAUCAUCUUCAUGGCCGUCACCUCCGCUACCUCGGCCGAGCUCAUCGCCGUCUCGUCCAUCUUCACCUACGACCUGUACCGCACAUACUUCAAGCCCGACGCGAGCGGUCGACGCCUCAUCUACAUAUCGCACGUCAUCGUCGUCGCCUACGCCCUCUUCAUCUCCACCUUCUCCGUCGGCCUCUGGUACGCGGGCAUCUCAAUGGGCUACCUCUACCUCAUGAUGGGCUGCGUCAUCUCGGCAGCCGUGAUACCCGCCACGCUGACCCUAGUGUGGAAGGGCCAGAACAAAUGGGCUGCCGCCCUGUCGCCCGUCUUCGGGCUCGCAUUCGCCCUGGUUGCGUGGCUCGUGACCGCUCGGAGGGAAUGUGGCGCCUUGGACGUCGCGUGCACGGGAUCGAAUAACCCGAUGCUCGCCGGGAACGUUGUCGCGCUCCUCUCGCCCCUCGUCCUGAUACCGAUCUUCACCCUCAUCUUUGGACUGGACAAGUAUGACUGGAAGUCGAUGAUGGACAUCCGGCGGGGCGACGACCGCGACCUGACGGCGACGGCGGGGCUGGACCCGGAGCAGCAGGCGGCGGCGGCGGGAGUGAGCCCGGCGGCGACGGCGAGGGAGCGGGACGAGGAGCAGGCGAAGCUAGCGCGCGCGAGCCGAGUGUCCAAGUGGACGACGGCGGGGCUGACGCUCGCGUUCCUGGUGCUGUGGCCGUUCCCCAUGUACGGCUCCGGCUACGUCUUCUCGAAGCCCUUCUUCACCGGCUGGGUCACGGUGGGCAUUAUCUGGAUCUUCUGCUCGCUCGGCGCCGUCGGCUUGUUCCCCGUCUGGGAGGGCCGCGCCACCCUCGCGCGCACCGCCCGCGCCGUCGUCAGGGACCUCCGCGGCGGAGGCCGCCGCUCCCCCGUCAUACAGGGGGCUGCCGACCGCGCCGAGACCCCGCCCGACCCGAAGGAAGACGCGAAGGCGGAGGUCAAGGACGGGUAGAGGGUGGGCUGAUAGGACGGCGAGGGUGUUCUCCGUUCCUGCGUUACCUCGGUAGGAGAGAGAGAGAGAGGGGGAGUGUGUGUGUGUGUGUGUGUGAGGGGCCGAGCGAAGGUAUAAUGCGGAAAAAGAUACCCUUUAUUUAUGUUCCACCAAGCAACGGAUUACGACCAUUUUUGUUUCGGCAUCGAGCACUAUAAUAAAAAGCUUCACCAUACUGUGUUUGGAAGAGUCUCCACGGAGUUGACUGAUCAGCACACAUCGCGUUGGAAAGAUGCCGCAGGGAUCCAGGGUUGUAGGUACGCGAGGGUGUCCAAGCACAAAGAACCCCAGGAGCUACUCAUUUACAGGUCGUAAAGUUUCAAAUACUUAGUCUACUACGACAAAAGUUAGUGCCUGUCCACGGUCGAGGAUGCUGGGAUAUCUCGGGGCUAGGGAAGCCGUUUUCGGGGGUCAGCUUAGCCGAGGCGCUGGUCUCCGGCGGCAUGCCGGGGGCA